Molecule: messenger RNA, 2003 nt
Organism: Pipistrellus kuhlii (Kuhl's pipistrelle)
Lineage: Eukaryota; Metazoa; Chordata; Mammalia; Chiroptera; Vespertilionidae
Gene: BAIAP2L2
Product: BAR/IMD domain containing adaptor protein 2 like 2
Exons: 14
Coding region: 188-1891 (567 amino acids)
Biological process (GO): plasma membrane organization; actin filament bundle assembly; positive regulation of actin filament polymerization
Cellular component (GO): nucleoplasm; cytosol
Molecular function (GO): protein binding
Source: RefSeq, a predicted model, not a curated record
ACAUCCCGGCUGGUGAAUAAUUAAGCUGCCGCCUCCUCCUGGCCGGCCCUCCAUCUCCAGUCCCACUCUGUAGCCUCCUCCACUGCCGCUGAGCAGCGGGCCCCGGACAGACGGACAGACGGUCCCGAUCCGGUGCUCCCCGCCCUGCACGCUCCAGCCUGCUGCUCCUCCCGGGUGCGGCUGCCCCAUGGCCCCCGAGAUGGACCAGUUCUACAGGUCCACCAUGGCCAUCUACAAGAGCAUCCUGGAGCAGUUCAACCCCGCCCUGGAGAACUUGGUGUAUCUGGGGAACAACUACCUGCGGGCCUUCCACGCCCUGUCGGAGGCGGCCGAGGUGUACUUCAGUGCCAUCCAGAAGAUCGGGGAGCAGGCCCUGCAGAGCGCCACCUCGCAGAUCCUGGGUGAGAUCCUGGUGCAGAUGGCAGACACCCAGCGCCACCUGAACUCUGACCUGGAGGUGGUGGUGCAGACGUUCCACGGAGACCUGCUGCAGCACAUGGAGAAGAACACCAAGCUGGACAUGCAGUUCAUCAAAGACAGCCGCCAGCACUACGAGAUGGAGUACCGCCACCGAGCGGCCAACCUGGAGAAGUGCAUGUCCGAGCUGUGGCGCAUGGAGCGCAAGAGGGACAAGAACGUGCGGGAGAUGAAGGAGAGUGUGAACCGGCUGCACGCACAGAUGCAGACCUUCGUGUCUGAGAGCCAGCGGGCGGCUGAGCUGGAGGAGAAGCGGCGCUACCGGUUCCUGGCCGAGAAGCACCUGGUGCUUUCCAAUACGUUUCUGCAGUUUUUCGGUCGGGCCCGGGGGACGCUCCAGAACCGCGUGCUGCUGUGGAAGGAGCAGUCGGAGGCCAGCCGCAACCCGUCGCGGGCCCACUCCCCCGGCCUGCUGGGCCCGGUGCUGGGGCCGCCCUACCCCUCGGGCCGCCUGACGCCCACCCGCCUGGACAUGCCCCCCAGGCCGCUGGGAGAGUUCAGCUCCCCGCGCAGCGGGCACGGCUCCGCCUACGGCCCCGAGCCCGGCGAGGCGAGGCCCGCGUCCCAGCUGGAGCCCGACCGCCGCCCGCUGCCCCGGACGCCGUCCGCCUCCUCGCUCUACGCCGGCGGCGCCCAGCGCUCGCGCUCCAACUCGUUCGGGGAGCGGCCGGGCGGCGCGGGCGGCGGGGGCGGCGGGGGCGCCCGCAGAGUCCGCGCCCUCGUCUCGCACUCGGAGGGCGCCAACCACACGCUGCUGCGCUUCUCGGCCGGAGACGUCGUGGAGGUGCUGGUGGCCGAGGCCCAGAACGGCUGGCUCUACGGCAAGCUGGAGGGCUCGUCCACCAGGAGCGGCUGGUUCCCCGAGGCCUAUGUGAAGCCACUGGAGGAGGUGUCCGUGAACCCCAUGAACGCCUUGAACCCCGUGACCUCCAUGAACCCCAUGAACGCCUUGAACCCCGUGACCUCCAUGAACCCCAUGAACGCCUUGAACCCCAUGACCUCCAUGAACCCCAUGAACCCCAUGAACCCCAUGAACCCAGUGACCUCCAUGAACCCCAUGAGCCCUAUGAAUGAGCUACCUUCCAGGUCCUACCCGCUCCGGGGCAGCCACAGCCUGGAUGACCUCCUGGACCGGCCGGGCAACGCCACGGCGCCCUCGGAGUACUGGGACGGCCAGCCCCGCUCGCGAACGCCGAGCCGGGCCCCGAGCCGCGCCCCCAGCCCCGCACCGACACCCUUGCCUGGCAGCCGCCGAAGCAGCAUGGGCAGCAUGGGGGCGGCCCCCGAUGUCAAGAAACUCAUGUCCUGGGAGCAGCAGCCACCAGAGCUCUUCCCUCGGGGCACUAACCCCUUCGCCACCGUGAAGCUGCGUCCCACUGUCACCAACGACCGCUCGGCACCCCUCAUCCGCUGAGGCCUUCCUCCUCCGGGGGCCUGAGGUCACCCGCACCCGCCCGGAGCCGCCCAGAGCUGGCGGCGGCAGCAGCAGCAGCAGCAGUGGAUCCGAGACGCCGGGGCCUGGUCCU